AUGCUAACUAGAGAACCUGAAGAGAUUGCUGAUGCAGCUAAAUUAAAACCUAGAUAUGUGAAAGAGCUUCUUGGUGCAUUGUCUGUGAGUGGUAUUGUAGAAAUCGAUCCCACAAAUGAAAAGUAUUUCCUACCACACCAUCGGCGUGAUUUCCUCAACACAAAGAACUUCAAAUCAGUAUGUGUUCAAAGCAUGCAACUAGUACCUAAGCUUUGUCUAAUUAGAAAGGAAGUUAAGGAAUGCUUUAAACUAGAUGGACCCCAAGGCAUUCCUCAAUCUGUUUUUCUUGAUUUUGCAAAACAGAAAUCAGAAAUCAAUGCCAUGAAAUUUAAUCAUAAACUUGUGACAUUUAUUGAGAGAGUUGAUGGCUUAGUGGAAUUACUUGAGAAUGGUGCAAAAGUGAUUGAUUUGGCAUGUGGUGCUGGUGACUCUACCCUGUUAAUGGCCCAUCGCUUUCCCAAGUCUAAUUUUCUUGGGGUUGACUUUGUGUCGGAACAACUGGAGACUGGAAGGCAGCGGGCAAAAGAAAGAAACCUUGGCAACGUUGAUUUUGAAGUACAAAACAUCGAACAGCUUCCAAAAGAAUGGAAUGAAAAAUUUGAUUUUAUCUUCUGUCAUAAUGUAGUCCAUGAUCUAGCCCACCCUAGUAGAGGUCUAGAAGAGUUCCACAGAGUUCUCAAAGCCUCUGGUAUCGGCCUAAUCAUUGACCUCAAUUUACACACUAAACAAUCUGAAAAUGUAAAAACUAAUUACGCUGUACAAAAGUAUAUUUUUAGUAUGUUGUAUUGUGUGCCCGGCUCAUUGUAUUUUGAUGGAGGGGAAGGGUUAGGUGCAGCAUGGGGCGUGGAAAAAGCAGUUGAAUUGAUAGAAAGAGUUGGUUUUAAUGUGACAACUCAAAAGGAUGGUGAUAAAGUUUCUUACAUAUGUAAAAAAGAGGUGUAGCUAGGCCCUUUGAAACUGGAAAAUAUACUACCUCUAAAACAAAUGCAAUUCCCAUUCAUCACGCUAUGUACAGUAAUUGAGGGAAAUGUGAUUAGCUAACAAUAAUCAGUUAUGUUCUGUAAUUUUCCAUUUCAAUUUUAGUACUGAAUUUUGCUACAGUAUUUUAAUAUUUGAUAAAUUCUGUUAUCAUUCAUUUUAUUACCACA
Molecule: messenger RNA, 1148 nt
Organism: Anneissia japonica
Lineage: Eukaryota; Metazoa; Echinodermata; Crinoidea; Comatulida; Comatulidae
Product: demethylmenaquinone methyltransferase-like
Exons: 5
Coding region: 1-942 (313 amino acids)
Source: RefSeq, a predicted model, not a curated record